Molecule: messenger RNA, 558 nt
Organism: Aureobasidium vineae
Lineage: Eukaryota; Fungi; Ascomycota; Dothideomycetes; Dothideales; Saccotheciaceae
Source: the annotation of a GenBank genome assembly
UGGCUCUUCCCAAGCGUAUCAUCAAGGAGACCGAGCGUCUCAUGGCCGAGCCUGNUUCCCGGCAUCGAGGCCAUUCCCCACGAGGAUAACCUGCGCUACUUCGAUGUCAAGAUUCACGGCCCUUCACAAUCUCCCUACGAAGGUAUUCGAUCCUGGCCGAAGCCUAGUCGAUACCGGUCUUCUGACACACCAGCCANNGGCGGAAUCUUCAAGCUCGAACUAUUCUUGCCCGACGACUACCCCAUGACUCCUCCCAAGAUCCGCUUCCUCACCAAGAUCUAUCACCCCAACAUCGACCGUCUCGGUAGAAUCUGCCUGGACGUUUUGAAGAGUAGGACCAUGGCCGUCCCCAACAACAUCUCACACGCUGACCAUCCUAGGCNNAACUGGUCGCCUGCUCUGCAAAUCCGUACUAUCCUGCUCUCCAUCCAAGCACUGCUCGGUGCGCCCAACCCUGACGACCCGCUCGCCAACGACGUAGCCCAAAGAUGGAAAGAGGACCAGAACGCUGCCAUUCAGACUGCCAGAGAGUGGACCCAGCAAUAUGCUAAGCCUUGA